This is a messenger RNA of Belonocnema kinseyi, 553 nucleotides long. RefSeq names its product putative ATP synthase subunit f, mitochondrial (gene ATPsynF). The record is from RefSeq and is a predicted model, not a curated record. Gene Ontology annotation, molecular function: proton-transporting ATP synthase activity, rotational mechanism. Bases 91 to 414 code for a protein of 107 amino acids. Lineage: Eukaryota; Metazoa; Arthropoda; Insecta; Hymenoptera; Cynipidae. The transcript is spliced from 4 exons. Gene Ontology annotation, biological process: proton motive force-driven mitochondrial ATP synthesis.
CUUCAGCUUUCAUCUUUCUGAUUUUCGUCUGCAAGGUUCGCAGCAACGAAUUUUUUUUUGAUAACGAGCCCAUUUCUAAAGUAAUUAAUAAUGGGUAUCGGAGAAUAUCCAGCGGAGUACAAUCCAUCAAUUCAUGGACCCUACGAUCCAGCUAGGUUUUAUGGCAAACCGGAUACUCCUUUCGGUCAACUAAAAUUGAGUGAAGUCAAUGCUUGGAUCGGUCGUCGCAAUAAAACUCCCACUGCUGUUGCUCAUGCAGUUUCAAGAGCUUGGUGGCGUUGGCAGCAUAAAUAUAUUCAUCCCAGAAAUGCCAUUUUCGUCGGACCCAUGCAAUUGAUUUUCGGUGGGAUGGUUUUCUUUUACUAUCUUAAUUACGGAAAGAUCAAGCACCACAAGAACUACAAGUACCACUAAAAUUCAACAGCGAUUGUCUCGCAUACAUAGAACACUUCUGAAUUCGGAGAAAUAUGUUAUUGCUACUGUAUAUCGAAUAAGCUUGAGUCGAAAUAGAAAAAUUGUAUCAAGAUAUUCAUUGAAAAAUUAAAAAAAUGUC